This is a messenger RNA of Umbelopsis ramanniana AG, 648 nucleotides long. RefSeq lists its product as uncharacterized. The transcript has 3 exons. The record is from RefSeq and is a predicted model, not a curated record. Lineage: Eukaryota; Fungi; Mucoromycota; Umbelopsidomycetes; Umbelopsidales; Umbelopsidaceae. The coding region runs from base 93 to 521 and encodes 142 amino acids. Gene Ontology annotation, molecular function: protein-macromolecule adaptor activity. Gene Ontology annotation, cellular component: membrane; endoplasmic reticulum.
UUUUUUUUUUUGCCUUUGAGGUUGCCAAAUUUGUUUGUGCUUAAAUUAAAGAGCAGCGCACUUCAGUAACAGUGUCUUCAGCAAACUUCACAAUGGAAAACAUCACAGGCCAACUUACCGAGAUUUUCUCAUCCCUUCCCGAGGGUAACCUCCCCAGAUGGCUUCUGUUCACAUCUGCCUUGGGCAUCUUCAACAGUGUUCAAAACUACUUCACUUCCAAGCUCACCAAACAAGUUUAUGCUAAUAAGGCAAACGAAGUAACUCCAUUGGCUGGUCGUUUGUUUGCCACAUGGACUUGGUCCGUCAGUAUGAUCCGCAUCUACGCUGCAUUCCAUCUUAACAACAAGAUUAUGUACGACCUCGGCAUCUGGUCCUACACCAUUGCUUUAACUCACUUUGUUAGUGAGUUGUUCAUUUUUGGAGGAUGCAAGAUUAACGUUCCUUUCAUGUCACCUAUGAUUGUUGCUGUUACAUCUCUUACUUGGAUGAUAUCCCAUUACGACAAGUAUGUUACCAACUAGUUAAUUAAUAAAGUAUACAGUAUGAAGUCGGAAAAAGGUUUCGUAGCUCUUGAUUCGAUGUACAAUAAAAGGUAGUUGUAAUUUGGUAUCAAGGCAGGCGGUCUUUAACGCAGCCAAUGUAAAAUAA